Xenopus laevis (African clawed frog) is the source of this 5372-nucleotide messenger RNA. It is a transcript of the gene prr36.L, whose product is annotated as mucin-17. The record is from RefSeq and is a predicted model, not a curated record. The coding region runs from base 127 to 5004 and encodes 1625 amino acids. NCBI's taxonomy places the organism in Eukaryota, Metazoa, Chordata, Amphibia, Anura, Pipidae. The transcript has 6 exons.
CCUUGCUCUGCUGCCAUUGGCUGCCGCCGCCUCGCUGGUACCUCGCUCAUCUCUCCUUGUUCCCAGUGACAAACGGCGGCGGCGGGAGGAGGAGGGACCGGGACCCACCGGGGAGGCGAAGGCAACAUGGAGUCAUCAGCCAUUGUGCAAAACAAGGGGUCGACCCCCAAGAAAUCAGUGACAAGUAGGUCGUCUGUAGGGAAACCUCCACAUUCUCCAAAGGGGACCACGGAGACUUCUCAACCUGCAGCCUCUAGAACUUCAGGAAAUGCCUCAAGGCUGGAUGCUACAAAAAACAGCACAGGCAUGAAGCAAACAACGGUGCCAAAGACCAGCGUUGGCCGGUCUUCCACAGCUUCAACCGUGAGAAACAGAGUGGAGAGAGACCAAGCAACUUCCAGCAAAAUAUCUGCCAAGCAAUCUCCCCUCAAACGGAAUGAAGACAAGGUUCGCCAACAAGGGACAGCACCAGGGCCUUUAGUUCCAAAUCCUGACACUUCAAAAAGAUCUAUUGAGGGGCUGAAGGACACCAAGUCUUGCACUUCACUGGAAGGAAAGCCAUCUGUAUCUAAGAAAGGGAAUGGAAACCACAAGACUGAAGUGGUGAAGAUGGAUCAUUUAGCUAAGGCAAGUGGCCAAACCAAGAGCCGGAGACCAGAUAACACAGUGUCUUCACCAGAUAAAACGUUAGCUCAUUCAAGUGAACUUGCUAAAACGGUGAAAAGUCCUUCUGCAUCAAAACCAGACAAAUCAGCAAACACUGCAAUACUCACAAAGCCAGCUAGAACAGUGAAUGCAGCUUCCAAAAAACCAGUUGCAGCGAAAAUCCCAGCUACUUCAUCAAAAUCAGCAAGUUCUGCCACAGUGCAAGUAAGGCCAACCAAACCCCAAUCUGUUCCCAGUGGACCAGUGUCUGCCAAACCUGGGAAGUCCCCAUCUGCUUCAAGUAAACCAGUCAACAAUGUGCCCGUGCCAAUGAAACCAUUAAAAUCUCCUUUGGCUAAACUGGAAAAAACCUCACUGGAGAAUAAACCAGCCCAAAAACCAUCUAGAGCAUUACAGCCAAAGAAAAAAUCAAAUAUGGAGGCUAAAUCUGAUGCCACUUCUGUGCUGUCUACGAAAGCAGUCAAGAGUGUCCCCAUGAAAAAUAAAAAAUUAAACAAAGGGGUGAAAGAUAACGUACCUGUAAAACCAGUGGAACCUCUACAGUGUCUUGUGGAUCAUGAGGUGUCACAAAUUCACAGUGGAAUGACAUCAGAAGUUGAAGACAGUGAGUUAGUGGAUAAACCCAUGGGGGCAACAAAUACACCAGAUGAAAAGUUGAAUUCUGAGCCAGCUACUGAGCAUGGGACCCAAGUGAAAGAUGAACUAAGAGCAUCAGAGACAGAUUUAAACUCUUAUGUUGGAGAAACAACUCAUCAUAUCAUCAGGCCAUUAGAGUCCCCAGAGAAAGCUCCAGCAGAACCAACAGAUAGUCUAAUGAUCCAAUUAAAUUCCCAGGUAGAAACAGGAGAAAAAAUGAUCCAGUCACCAUCAUCAACAGUUUCUAUAAAUGUGACAGCGGAACUGCUACCGUCUAUUAAUUCUUCAGUAGAAACCUGUUUCACGGAGACUUUAACUGAAUCAAUGCAAACUAAACGGCAAGAGACCCGUCAAGCCGACAUGUCAGAUAAUCCUUUAGAACAAGAUGACAAUGCUAUUCAUUUUGUGCAGCCAGAAAACACUACACUGGGAACUGAGGAAUCUAUAACGUCAAUAGUCGAACUAGAAGAAAAUCCACUGCAGUCGGUCUUUGAGACUAACAGCAGAGAAGACAUAGAGGUUGAACCAGAAAACCAAUUAGACUGUUUUAUCACAUACUUAGGGAAUCCAGAGACAUCACAGUUUAAUUCAGGACUUCUUGUACAUGAAGUUGAAAACUGUUCAACAAGUCAACAUAUCAAACCUGAAAGAACCUCUCCAGUAGAAUUCAAAGAAUCCUCGUUGAAAGGUAUCGUAUCUCCAGUAGGAUCCCCAUCAGAGGAAGUAGCCUUUGAAAAAACAGUGGGACCUAUAACUCCUUCAAUAGAAUCAACUGUAUCUCCUAUAAGACUAGAUCAAGAAUCAUUAAAGGUUCCUGUAGAAUCCCAGAUAAAAGCUGAACCACCUGAAUCAACCACACCAGUAGUUGGAUCAGUUAAUGAUUCAUUCGAGCAGAUACAGGUGUUAAACAAUGCAGAUCUAUUAGGAUUAACGCCGAUAAAGCCUUCCGGGGAUCAAGUAAACAUACCCACUGAAAUGAAAACCAUGGCAACAGAGCAUCUCGCAGAAUCAUUAAUAUCUGAUGAGGAACACAAAAAUGAGCCUGGAUCCAAGAAUAUAUUAGCUGAACCAAUAAAGAUAAAUCACCAAGAAAUACAUUUUGACACUGAGCCCAUUUUACAACAAUGCAGUAGUCCAGGCCCUGUUGACAUGAAACCAGAGUCAGUUGAAUCUCCUGCCAAAUCAAUAGCUCCUAGAGAAACAGUGAUAUCUUCUCAGCAAUCGCUAACCUCUACUACGGCAACAGAACCACUAGAACCAGUAGUCCAAUCUACAGCAACAGAACAAAUAUCCUCUUUAUUGCAAUCAACAAAAGAGGGGCCUUGUGAUGUUUCUCCAGCAGCUGAUGUUAACAUUAGAAAGGAAAUAUAUGCUUCAAAAGCUGAUUUAUCAGUUACCUCGCCAAAUGAAUUAGUAAAAAUUCAACAAGAGUCACUAGGACAGGAAGCUGUGUAUUGGAGAACGCAAGAGCAAACUGGGACAACAAUGAAUUCUAUAAAGGAAAUAGAAUUGGUAGAGAGUUCUCUGAUACCAGCUACGACUUCCAUGGUACAUGUAAAUCCCUUUGAAGAAACACAAGAAUGUCAAAUAGAACAUAAGAUGUAUCCUAAAGAACCAAAAAGUGAUUUUUUUGGACCAGUUAAGUUACAGUGGGAGCUUGUAGAUAUCCCACUGGAGCAAGGAAACAUACCCAACGAGCAAGUUGCAGCUAAAAAAUUUAAAUUAGAUGCAACAGAGGUUCCAAGUGAUUUCUUACACAGUUCAUUAAUAUCGCCACAUGAAUUGGUAACAUCUCCAGUAGAACCAACCAUAGAGCAAGAAGAGCAUUCAGGAAAAUCAGUAGACUCUUACGAGGAACUAAAAGAAAUCCAUUUUGCAGAUUCUGUAAAAUGCCAACCUGAAACUUUGAUAUCUUCAGUAGAAUCACAGUCCACCGUGGAAAUAGUAAAACAUCUACUAGAACCAGAAGAAGACAUAAUAUAUCCUCUUAAACCUUUAUCUCCAACAGUACAAUCAGUGUAUUUAGUAGAGGUAGGCUUUUCCCCAACACUGGUUUCUCCGGUAGAUGCAGGGAAACCAUUAACACAGCCUCAAGCAGAACCACUAAUAUCUUCAAAUAUAGCACCUCCAGUUGAGUUCCUUAAUGAGUUAGUAAAGUCCCCAUUAGGUAUAGUAUCACUUUCAGUAGACUCUGUGAAAAAUCAACCUGUAGAGCAAACAGCAGCUCUUUCAACAAAAUUGUUAGCAGCUCAUGUAGAAGAAACUUUAGUAGAAUCUGAAAAAUACCUAGCAGAACAUGAAACGUCUUCAGUAAAACCUACACAUGAAAUAAAUCUAGUAGGCACUUCAGCAGUGAAACCGUUGAUAGCACCUGAAAACAAAAACAAAAGUAUAGCUUUGGUGUUAGUAGAAGAUACAAAAGGCAGUUUGGAUUCAUUGGGACCAUCUGAAGAACUAGUACAAAGGGCAAGAGGUGAUUCUUUCCUGAAAUCAGAAAACAAACCUACUGACCUGGUGUCAACAAAUGAAUUUGGCUCAGAAGAUUUCUCUUUGGAAAUGGUGAGAUCUGAAGAAUCAGUGGAACCAAUGAACUCAUUAUGGAAAGAACCAACAUCUAGAAACCCAUCAAGUCUUCCCUCUUCCAGUUUGGUCAUGCCAUUUCCAGAACCAGAGGAUAUUCUUCAUGGCAUAGCACAAGUAGGUGAUGGAGCUAAACAUAUCACUCCAGGUGACACUAAAGAUAUCUUUGCUUCUCAUCCUUUUGUCAUAGACUCUUGCAUCUCCUCAGAGGGGGAGGACAGUGAGCCUUGGGUUUUGGUGAGCAAAGAGGAACUGGAUGACUUUAUAGAGUCUGAUCACAGACCACACAGGCCUGUCUUACUAAGCCAUGAAGAGGAAGUAGUGGAUGAGGAGAAAAAAGCUGAAGAAGAAGGUGAAACAAUGGCUUCAGGGUGCAGCACACUUAGUGACCCCCAACUUGCCGAUCAGAGCAGUAGUGAGACUAGUACCCCGGAAGAGCUGAGGACUUAUGAAGACACAAGCUCAGGGGUGGAAUCACACUCAGAUGACAUGGCCACAUCUCCAUCUACUAUGCUUACACCUGAUCCUGACUUGGGUAUUCACAUGGGUCAAGAGGAAACUGGAGAAACCCCAGUUGAAACUCCAGUCCAGAAAGGUCAAGAGACAUCUCGUCAGCUUCAUGAUGACUGCAUGGGAGAAAGAUCUCAGGAUCCAGCUUCGCCAUUAAAAUGUAAUCCCUUAGAGACUGACACAGAACAAAGAAAAGGGGAGCUCACUGAUUUUACAUGCACCCAAGUAGUAGCAGGAGCUGGAGUCAACGAGGAGGAGGAGGAUGAACGAGCUGGGGCUCUCAAUGCCCAGAGAGGUGAAGCCAUUGCCCCACCUGCUGAAGGACUCUACACCAUCUAUGAGUCAGAACGAGGAAGCCAAGAGCGUGGUGGCCCCAGAGGAGCAGAGCUGGGCUUGGUGGAGCAGAUCAUUGGACGGACCUUGUUACUUGCAGCUUCUGAGGGAGGGAGUCGUAGUGGGAUGCGGGGUGCUGAACUCGGCAAGUGGGCAGAGUUGUUGUCCCCUUUGGAUGAAUCCCGCGCCAGCAUUACAUCAGUCACUAGCUUUUCCCCAGAGGGUGAUGCAUCCCCGCAAGGGGACUGGACAGUAGUGGAGGUGGAAACAUUUCACUGAUCUUGGUCUGGCCCAUGAGGAGAGAUCAGCAGUGUGCUAUCUCAAGUGUGCAAGGUGUGUGUCGAUGUGCAAUACGUGUGAAGUGGUGUGAGCAAGCUGAGCAGUAAAUGUGUGUGAUUGUAGAACUGUUUAUGUGUCAAAAGCUUUGCACUGCCUUCAGGUCCUGCAGAUGUUCCAUAUGGAUGGUCCUUGCUGCCCGCUCCUUGCUUCAACCCCUCCUCAGUGCUCCGUCAUUGUUAUGCAAAACUGCCACCUGUGGGGCAAGGCGGUUACUGCAACAUCGGACCCUGUCAGGCUCAUCCUAGCAAUGGUGAAUGUGGUCAUGGUGGGGUCUUCUUAAGCAAAUAAAUUAUUUUUUAUUUCUGUGA